AUGCGGUGGGCGUGGUUGGGCGUCCGUGCUGCGGCUGCGAGCAUCCCACGGGAUCGCGCCCUCCCUAGCUGCACCUGCUGUAGUUUUCGCCGGUUAUGCAGCGUUAGUCGUUUUGGUCCUUUUAGUGCUGCUGGUGGUGUGAGCGUUAUGCCCCUCGCGAAAGGGGCUUGUGACACGUCUCGGUUUGCUUCUGCAUUGCUUGUGGCGCGACGUGGCGCUGGCGUGGAGCUUCUCUCGUCGCUUUCCAAGCUCGGGCAUAGCCGCGACCUGGCGGAGGAUAUCAAAGCCGGUCGGAAGCGCACCAACAAGGAGAUUGUAGCGUCCUUUGAGAAGAUCCAGACCUUUGACGAGAUUCACUACCGCAAGACGAAUCGGCCCUGGGAGCUGGUGCCGAAGUACGCCAAGAAGCGGGUGACGGAUCUCUGCGGCCUGUUAACCUCAGAGGAUCGCAUGGAGAUUGAGCAGGCGAUCGACAAGAUGCAGGCGUUGUGCGAGGUCGACAUGUACGUGGUGCUGGUGCCGACUGUUGGCUACACCACCGUGAAGGCCUUUGCCAACUCCAUAAUGUUUGACUGGGGCAUAGGCGAGCCCACGGGGAAUGGCCUGCUGCUGGUUAUUGCCCAGCGCGAGGCGAGUGUACACCUUGUCGCAAGCUCUGCCAUUGAGGAGUACUUUGACACACAGUUUCUUGAGCCUGCGGUGCGGGAGAUAUUUCAACCGCUCGUACAGGAAGGGAAACCAAGCUAUGCGACGGUGCAGCUCGUGUACGCCAUUGCACGACAGGCGCAGGAAAUGCGGCCAUUGUGGCAGCGCGGUCUACUCUCCAUGCCUACCCGAAACAAGGUACGCUUCGCUGGCAAGACCCUGUCGUAUGGCCUCUACAUAGUUCCGUACCUUUUGUGGGGUUCCCUCUUAUUUCUCUUCUGCAGCGUGGUGCUGGUGAACCAGCUGCUUGACACGCUCUGCCCCAAGUGUCACGGUCUGAUGUCGCGUGUGCGGGAUGAUAAGACGAUGCAGGAUGUGAUGGCGCAUGGACAGUACUUAGAGCACGUCAAUGGGUGCGCCUUUUACCGUGUGUGGAAGUGUCCACAUUGCAAGGACGGCAGCCGAGUGGUGCUCACCUCACGCGAUCUGCACCAGAGCAACAGGUGCCUGCAGUGCAUGGACUGCCACUACUACACCUGUUCCCUGACGAAGGAGGUGCAGAAGCUGCCAACCAAGGAUGAGGAUGGCAUCAAGCAGCUCCUGUACACAUGCGAGAAUUGUCGCGUGGGCCGCGAGAUUCUUCUGCCGCUGUUUCGACCGUUAGAUACGAAUCCAGAAGACAAUUGGUACGACUUCCUCAUUGACCGCUCGCGGACACAUAAGAAGACGGGCAUCAAGCAGUGA
Messenger RNA from Trypanosoma rangeli, 1389 nucleotides. RefSeq lists its product as uncharacterized. The record is from RefSeq and is a predicted model, not a curated record. The transcript has a single exon. NCBI's taxonomy places the organism in Eukaryota, Euglenozoa, Kinetoplastea, Trypanosomatida, Trypanosomatidae. The coding region runs from base 1 to 1389 and encodes 462 amino acids.